AACUCCUUCUUCCCUCCCGUUUCUCUCUUUUUCCCUCACCCUCUCUUUCAUUUUCUUACCAUCCAAUCACUAAUUUUAAGAUUUAAAGCUAAGAUUUCUGGCCAUGAAAUUUGGGAAGAGCCUCAGCAACCAAAUCGAGGAGACGUUGCCUGACUGGCAGGACAAGUUCCUUUCUUAUAAGGAGCUUAAGAAGAAACUGAAGCUUAUUGAGCCUAAGUCCAAUGAGAGGCCGAAUAAGCGGCUUAGAUCGGAUCAAAAUUCUCUCGGUGUUUUGGGUGCAGGAGAUAAAGUCGGCGAAGGCUACGGCAUGUCGAAGAAGGAGUCCGAUUUCAUUGAGCUUUUGGAAGAGGAGCUCGAGAAAUUCAACGCUUUUUUCGUGGAGAAAGAGGAAGAAUAUAUCAUUAGAUUGAAGGAAUUACAAGACAGUGUGGCGAAGGCAGAGGAUUCCAAUGAAGAAAUGAUGAAGAUUAGGAAGGAGAUAGUGGACUUCCAUGGCGAGAUGGUUUUGUUGGAGAAUUAUAGUUCCCUUAACUACACAGGAUUGGUGAAAAUAUUGAAGAAGUAUGAAAAAAGAACUGGUGAUUUAAUCCGCUCGCCUUUCAUUCAAAGGAUAUUGCAACAGCCGUUCUACACGACCGACUUGGUUUACAAGCUGGUUAAGAAAUGUGAGGCGAUGCUGGACCAUCUCUUCCCCAAGAACGAGAAGCGGGCACCAGCCUCAACCGAAGCAGCGAAGACCGGUUGCGAUGCUUCGACAUCUACGACUGAAGAUUUGGUCAGAAUGCCCAAGGAGCUACCGAAGAUAAAGCACAUGGAGAGCCUAUACAUGAAAAGCACCGUAUCAGCAUUGCGGGUAUUGAAGGAAAUUCGGAGUGGAAGCUCCACCGUUAGCGUUUUCUCAUUGCCUCCCCUGCAAAUAAGUGGAUUGGACGAGACAUGGAAGAAGAUCCAUGUUCUUGAACAAGCAGCCAAAUAGUGGAAUUUCAGCUCCUGGUGUUAUUUUACUUCUUUAACUUUAGUUUGGUUGUAGACUGUAAUUAGUUCUCCAACUUUUGUUAUAUCUGAAAAUAUAAACCUGUAGUCCGGUAAAAUUGGUCAAAUAAGUCACCCGGGUAUCAA
Hibiscus syriacus is the source of this 1119-nucleotide messenger RNA. Its product is annotated as SPX domain-containing protein 1-like. NCBI's taxonomy places the organism in Eukaryota, Viridiplantae, Streptophyta, Magnoliopsida, Malvales, Malvaceae. Bases 104 to 976 code for a protein of 290 amino acids. The transcript has 3 exons. The record is from RefSeq and is a predicted model, not a curated record. Gene Ontology annotation, biological process: cellular response to phosphate starvation.